AGUGUACUAUGAAGAUUCCAGGUUCUGGGGCAGGGAGGCUGGACAAUGAUAUUGGGGGUAUGUGUUCACAUCUGAUCCCACUGUGCACACGGGCCUACAGCCGGUCAGCUGCUCCUAACUACAGGACAUUCACUGGAGUCCAGUAACUGCACCCGCCCCAGGUCCACAAAAGACCGGUGUAUGCAGGUGACGGUGGCGGCAGAGAGUCUCAUCACCACAGCACGGUCUGUCAGGAGAUUCCUCCGCACCCCGUCUAUAUGACCGCGCCAUUACAGCGCCGCUGUCCUAUCUCUCUGUCUGAUUUCCUAGAAUUCCGCGCAAUUCUGAGCAGCCGCUGCCCACGGUACCGGGCGAUUCCUGCGGCGUGGGACGAGCUCGGGGAGCGCACCCCUCCAGUUUCUCGGAAAAGCCUCGUUUAAAAGAAGCUCAGUGCAGAAUCAACUCCGCCCAGCGGGUGUGUUAGCCAGGUAGGGGGCGGGGCCACUGGGUCAUUGCAUGGAGAGCUGUCAGCAGUCAGUGCACAGAACGGAGGACAACGCCGAGCAAAGGGAGAAAUAACAAAGUAUUACAGCCAGGAAUGAUACAUACUAUGGGCGAUCGUAACGGUGGCAGACGUCUCCGCCAGUGGCUGAUUGAGCAGAUUGACAGCUCCUUAUACCCAGGGCUGGUGUGGGAAAAUGACAGUAAGACUCUCUUCCGUAUUCCAUGGAAACACGCUGGAAAGCAGGAUUAUAACCAGGAAGUGGAUGCCUCCAUAUUUAAAGCCUGGGCAGUAUUCAAAGGGAAGUUCAAAGAAGGUGACAGAGCAGAACCGGCCACUUGGAAGACACGAUUACGCUGUGCCUUAAACAAAAGUCCUGACUUUGAGGAGGUAACAGACAGGUCCCAGCUAGAUAUCUCAGAACCCUACAAGGUUUACAGGAUCGUCCCAGAAGAAGAGCAAAAGUGUAAGCUGGGGGGUGGCUGUCUAAAUGAAGUGGACUGCAGCUCAUCAGAAAUAGAGGCAUCUACAGAUGACUAUUUGGCUAUAAUUAAACGUAGUCCAUCCCCUGCUAAGGAUACAUGUCAAAAACAAGUGCUUCAGGACUGGCUGAUUUACAAUCACAGUGCAGGUCUAAACAGUUUAGAUGCAUAUGCCAUGUACAUGAAUGAGUCUGUCUCACCUGCAUUGCCACAGAUGAUCAUCCAGUUUUAUUAUGGAGGAAAAGCAGUCAGCCAGGUCACAACCACUCGGCCUGAAGGAUGCCGCCUGUCUGUAGGUCAUCUGACUGGAGAAAAGGUUUAUGGGACUGAGGCCCUAGAGAACAUUCGGUUCCCACCAGCUGACUACAUUGCCAGUGAACGCCAGCGACACAUUACCAAGAAGUUGUUUGGACACUUGGAGAGGGGUGUCCUCUUAUAUAGUAAUAGACGUGGGAUUUUCAUCAAGAGGUUGUGCCAGGGAAGAGUCUUCUGGAGCGGGAACUGCAUGCCGUAUAAAGAUCGAGCUGCCAAGCUGGAACGCGAUGAGGUUGUCAAGAUAUUUGAUACCAAUCAAUAUAUAAGAGAAUUUCAGCAGUGUUAUUCCAACCAGCUGAGACCCCCGGACAGCAGAGUCACAUUGUGCUUUGGAGAGGAGUUUCCAGAUGCAACUCCUGUCCACAUGAAACUGAUCAUUGUUCAGAUUGAACAGCUUGGCCUAAAGCAGCUGGUAGACAGCUCCCUCAAAAGUUAUCACACAGCAGGCCUGCAUUUACUGCCAGACCCCCAGAUGGACCCUGUACAGCGCCUCCUUCCAGACCCCUGCACAACCCACCAGAGGGCGUUCUACAGAGAGACACCACAGAUUACAGUCUGACCACCUCAGUCCUCAACUUGUACAUUACAGAUGUGUUUAUUUUUAUAUUGUUUAUAAUGAUGUAAUAUAUGAAAGGGAGCGCAGCAGGAUAGGUGCCUAUUUGAUGGUGGCCUGAUGUCUCCAUUUCUCCCCUACAAUGUGCCUUAUUUGCAAGUGUCUUAUACACAUCUGCAUACUUUUGUAGAAAUGUUUCCAGCAAAUUUUUAAUUAAAGAGCUUUCUUUUACUUUGUCCAUGUUAAAGGAUUAGUGAACCUAGAUAGCAGUGCUGCUUAGGGUGACUAAUGUAAUAUGUAUCUAGUAAAUUGGGGGUUGAAGGGAUGUUAAACCUAUAGUCUAGCCUCUGGCGCUUAGCUGUGGCAGUACAUUUUCUCUAUUAUCCUGACAUCUGAAAAGAGGAUGUCAGUAGAACAUCUAUUGCUUCAUGCUAUCAUCUAUUUCAGGCCUAGAGAGGGACAAUAAACAUAUUUUACUAGCUUGGUAUUAUCAGUCUGGGGAGAGGCUGACUGUAGAGUUUAUCAAUGGUAUGAACGACAGAGAGUAGAAACCUCCCUUCCCCAGUGAUAACUACUUUACAUCAUAUAUCUCAAGUGCUGAAAACCUCCAGACAAACCUCCUCCAUCCUCUGCGCAGUACCAGUAAACAAAAACUAUAAUGCACAAUACAUAUAUUUUUAACAUAGUAGUCAAUGUAUUAUAUACUCCACUAACUGGCAUCUGUCACAUCCCCUGAUUUAUACCUCUUAGUGUGAAUAUAGCCUUACAUCCAUGUGUGAGACUGAUACUAGCAGACUUUUUAGCAUAAUAGGGACACAUUUUGUAUCUGUAUUAUUUCUGCUUGUCCUUCCUUAAGGACUUAAAUCAACAGCUGUCACUUCGGGUCUCCCAAACAUGUGGUCAGACUGGGACUUGCAGUCAUAAUUCAGAUGCAAAAAUAUUACGUUAGUGUGAAACCAGCCUUAUAUUUUAUAAUAGAAUUUUAAUACCGAUAGCCCCUUUUGUAUUCAUUUUGUGUCCACUGACAGGGUUAAGAGCGUUGAUCUAGGGUAUAGCAGAACAUUUAGGUGCAGAGUUGACUGUGACAUGUCUAGAAGUGCAAUUUUGGUAGCUCCGUGCUAAAUUGGACUGCAAGUGGGGCUUAAAUGUCCACGUUUUGUCAAUAAAAACGUUGGCAAAUGGGGUAUCAAAGGGAAAAAAAACACUGAAAGGAAUUCUGUAAAAAAAAUUCUGUCUUGUGCCUAGUUAAGGACCAGAUUGGGGAGCAUGGUGCAUGAAUUGUCUUUGGGGAUCUUUGAAGACCUGUAUCAUGCUCUGCCCCUACAUGAGGAUUUUGGAUGACAUUUAUUAUUGUCUUUAGACAGUUUUUUUGUCUAAAUCCCUGCUUGCGCAAAAUAGGAGCAAGCAGGGAUUAUUUGCGCCUUUUUUUGCGGCUUUUGGUUUACACAUUUCUGCUGAUUUUGAGUAUCAAUCCACUGAUUUUGGCAAUACACAUGAUAUGGAAGGGUUUUAUGAACUGCACCUUUUUGUGAAAAGGCGCAAAAAAAGGCGCAAAGCCACUGAAAAGUCUCUAAAACUACACCAGCUUAGACUUAGCUUAGCUUUUUGGUGUAUUUGAAGAGAGAAAUUUCAGAAAAUGUGACCUGCACAAAAUGUAUCAAAUGCUCUGUGACCAUUUAAUAAAUGUGGUGCUCCUACACAUUACCAGCACACAAAAAAAGGUGUAGAAAAAUGCUUCACUUACACCUACAAUGAUAAAUGCCAGCCUUAGUGUCUCAGUUUUUCCUGGAGUAUACCUUUACUAUGUAAAUGAUUGCUGAAUAUAGUCAAAUUAUUAGGAAGGCUUAAAUUAAUGCACAAAUCAUGUUUAACAAUCUUCACUACUGUGAAUUGAGCCUUAAAACAGUUGCUGCGGUGACAAUUUUUAAAUUAUACUAUAAGGCUCUAUUCAUGUCUCAGUUUUACUGUCCAUUACCACUAUACAUUGAGAUACCAGGAUAAAAAAGGUAUGCCUAUGUAUAGCACUAUGUGCCUAUGGUAGGCCAAUUUAGGUUUAUGGAACAAAUGUAGUCUCCUACCAACUAUGUGUGAUCUAUUUAGAGUCAAUUGCGCUAUUGAAUCCUGUACCAAAAAAGUCCAUGUUUGGGAAAUUGACCAAGUUCACCAUUGACAAUUGUAGACUACAUUGGGCCCAAUAAACUCAGUGGGCUCACAUAGAAUAUGCCACAGUAUACAUGAUUUUUUGCUGGUUUCCCAGCAUUUACCAGCUGCUUAUGUAAGUGCUGUAGUUUUUAUUAAAGGAAAAUCCAUGUAGAAAAUCUGCAGUGUAUAUGCACGUGGCCUAAAUAUGAAUUCUAUUGUUCUAGUCAACAACCUAUACCAAAACUACAACUCCCAAAAAACUUUGCUGAAAGUAGCAGUUUUGCAACAACUAGAGGUCAGCCCAUAUAUUUCAUUAAUUUGAAUAUGAAGUAUGUUACUUACAUAUUCAGGCAUGUUGUGUAGCACGUUGGAACUACUGGAAGUUUCUAUUUCUUAAGUUUCCGUAAUCUAUAUACAUCUGUAUUCUCUUUGACUUUUCAGAGGACUCUUCCAAUUUAUUUUAAUAAAUCAAAUUUUUUAUGUUUUUACAUAAUUAUUCCUUGACAGGAACUAGAGUGUUAAGCUGAAUCUUUCACAUUCCUUUAUGCUGUCCACUGGUGCAUUAUUAUGCGUUAUUGUGCAUACAAUGUUAAGAUUUUAUCAUGUAGGGCUUUGAAUUCUCUUUGUAUAUAGGGGCUCCAGUGUUGAGGUUUGCAGCAUGCCCCCCUUAAAAUAAAUUUACAUUUAUAUGUAAAAAAUAUAUUUAUAUUUUGUAAUGGCUUAAAUAAAGUAAAUUUUG
Hyla sarda is the source of this 4712-nucleotide messenger RNA. RefSeq names its product interferon regulatory factor 8 (gene IRF8). Gene Ontology annotation, molecular function: protein binding; DNA-binding transcription factor activity, RNA polymerase II-specific; RNA polymerase II cis-regulatory region sequence-specific DNA binding. The coding region runs from base 578 to 1837 and encodes 419 amino acids. Gene Ontology annotation, cellular component: nucleus. The record is from RefSeq and is a predicted model, not a curated record. The transcript has 10 exons. NCBI's taxonomy places the organism in Eukaryota, Metazoa, Chordata, Amphibia, Anura, Hylidae. Gene Ontology annotation, biological process: immune system process; regulation of transcription by RNA polymerase II.